GCAACCGGUGUGAGAUUUGAGAGCACAACGAGGCGGGGAAUGUUUUGUCCUUCACUGUGGAAUUUUUUUUUUUAACAUAGGAGCAGGAAAAAUGCCAUUCUGUUUGAAAUGGAGGAGUAGUGGAACAUAGUGCUGGUCUUCGGAAGUUUAUUGUUUUUUUUUUACGAUGGCUGAUAAAAACCACACAAUUCCUGCGAAGGGCUUGUUGUCCUCAAACAGAAAAAACUGGGAUUGUGACAAAUCCACACAUUUUGAAAGUGGACGAAAAAAUCACCAGAUCAAGGUCCAUGAUCUGCGAGAGAGGGUUCAGGCCCGCCGGAAGUCUCUCAAUGACUCUCUGGAGGGUGAAGUCAGGGCCUUUCUGAUCAACGAAGCAGAGCUCCACACCUAUGAUGACCUCACCAAAGUGAAUCCAGUUACGCCAACUACAGUCCUUAAAUGCCUGCAGGCCAGGUACAGCGCAAGGGUGUUCUACACUCAUGCAGGUUGCACACUGGUAGCUCUCAACCCCUUCCAUCCUGUACCGCACCUCUACUCUCUAGAUGUGAUGAAAGAAUACCACACUGCUCCGAAGCCUCAGGAAUUCAAGCCUCACAUCUUCAUAGUGGCCGAGGAGGCAUACAGGAAUGUGCAAGGUCAAAUAGAACCAAUCAACCAGUCCCUCGUGGUCAGUGGAGAGAGUGGAGCAGGAAAGACAUGGACGUCCAGGUGCCUGAUGAAGUACUAUGCCACAGUGGCUGCCUCCUCUCAGAGCUGUCAGGACACGGUGGACAGGAUCGAGAAAAGAGUCCUGGACUCCAACCCCAUCAUGGAGGCCUUUGGAAACGCCUGCACUUUACGGAAUAACAACAGCAGUCGAUUUGGAAAAUACAUUCAGCUUCAGCUAAACAGGUCUCAGUUGCUGGUUGGGGCGUCGGUCCAAACUUAUCUGCUAGAAAAGACCAGGGUUGCCUUUCAAGCUACUAACGAAAGGAAUUUCCACAUAUUUUACCAGAUGAUGAAAGGGGCCACGGAACAGCAGAGACAGGAGUGGAGGAUGCCACAUGACCAGAGGUUCAACUGGUUGCCAAAUGCUGACAAAACCUUGGAGGAGGAUUGCUUCGAGGACACACUGGAGGCCAUGGUUCAUCUUAGCAUUGACUCAGAGAAGCAGGCACAGAUAUUCAGGAUUUUAGCUGGCCUCCUCCAUCUAGGGAAUGUGGCCUUCAGUCCACCUACAGAUGAAUCUCAGCCCUGUGACCUUGAGGAAGCGUCAAAAGUUUUCUUGUCGACGACGUCAGAGUUGCUGAGGAUCCCAGUGGAGGAGCUGCAGUCCUGUCUGCGAGUGCGCGCCCUGAAAGCGGGUAGGCAGAGUGCCCUCCUCAAGCCCUGCUCUCAGGCUGAAUGUGGUGUGCGCAGGGACUGCUUGGCCAAAGUCAUCUAUGCACAAUUGUUUGACUGGAUGGUUUCCUUCAUCAAUAAGAGUAUGUGUGCUGACAACUCAAGUUGGUGCAACUUCAUAGGACUGCUGGAUGUCUAUGGUUUCGAGUGCUUCCACAACAACAACCUAGAGCAGCUGUGCAUCAACUACGCUAAUGAGAAACUGCAGCAGCACUUCGUGGGCCACUAUCUCAAAGCACAGCAGGAGGAGUAUGUGUCCGAGGGGCUGAAGUGGUCCUUUGUCAAAUACCAGGAUAACCAGGGCUGUUUGGAUCUCAUAGAGGGCAGCCCCACCAGCAUCUUCUCUCUGCUCAAUGAGGUCUGCCGACUGAACCGAGCCUCGGACGCCAAGCAGGUCAUGGCGCGCCUGGAGAAGGAGCUGUCUGGCAAUGACAGAGUGAGCUGGGACAAGUUCAGCCAGCAGCCCCAUUUCAUCGUGUCCCACUAUGCUGGGAAGGUCAGCUAUCAGAUUGAAGGCAUGAUGGAGAAGAACAAGGACCCAGUUCCCCCUGAGCUGAUCCGGCUACUGCAGCAGUCUGAGGACCCUCUGAUGCACAGCAUGUUUGUUGAUAUUGAUGCCGAAGGGGUGACUGCCCGAGGACACAACAAAGUGGUCACUGUGGUCUCCAAAUUUAAGAACUCUCUGGAGAGCUUAAUGAAGAUACUGCACGACACCACACCUCACUACACCCGCUGCAUCAAACCCAACCCAGACUGCAGGCCUCUCACUUUCAAGAAGGAGGAGGUGAUUACUCAGCUGGAAGCUUGUGGUAUUGUGGAGACCAUCAAUAUAAGCGCAGCAGGAUUUCCCAUACGGAUUCCUUACGCAAGCUUCCUGCAGCGCUAUGGGCUCAUCACGCAUGCCAGAGCACCUGCUCAGCUGACCAGUCUGAAUGGAUUUGAGUCUGGAGACAAGGACAGCCUUGGUUCAGCUGUAAUGGAUGUUCUCAGGGUGGUUUUAAGAAGACACACGGCUUAUCCCCAGCUGCAUUCAGACACCACCACCCACAGCUCACUGGUGCAUUGUGGGAGGACUAAAGUCUUUCUGACUCAUGUCAUGCUGGAGUCGCUGGAAGAACAUCGGGCCAAAGUACGCUCUCAGAAGGCCUGGUCUAUUCAGUGCUACUGGCGAAAAUACCAGAGACGGCGACGCGAAGCUAGGAGACAAGCUGCUACCCUCAUCCAAGCAGUGGUUAGAUCCUGGUUGAUUCGACAGCAGAUAAAGAAAUGGACCAAAGCUGCUGCCGUCAUUCAGCAGAAGUGGAAAGAGUGGAGGACGUUAAUGGACGCCCUAGCUGAAGCAGAGCUGGACGAUGCAGAGGACAUGCUGGAGGAGACUCUGGCCUCGUUGCCCGUGCUGGACCCGCUGGUGAGAGAGAGGGGCUCGGUGCAGCUCUCCAGUCUCCAGGAGCCGGUGGUGGUGCGGAGUUGGCCCAUGGGCCUGGCACUGGCCUCGGCGCCCAACAUCACCGUGGCUCUGACCGCCACGGGCUUCCAGAAGGUCAUGUCCAUGUUGGCGACGCUCAAGAUGCCCUUCAGGAGCGGGGAGUACAAAGUGGAGACCAAUCAGUUCGACCAGGGCGUCGCCUCCAUACGGGCUCAGCCACGGGGAUCCGUGAAGAUGCACCUUCAGCGAUCACCACUCCGUUUCGCCAAUAUGUAUCCUGGACACAAGGGUGAUGGGAUCACAGGUUUCAACCAGAUCCUUCUAGAGAAACACAGACAGUCGGGAGUUUAAUCUGUUGCAGUCAACACUAGUAUGUAUCAAAUGAAUCAUUGCACCUUCAAAACAAUGUGUACAAAUGACCGACCAAGGGAGAUUUUCCUGUAGCUGCCUUAUUUAAAUGUUAUUUAAUGACUUAAUGAAUGACUUUGUGGCUGAUAAUGUUUAAGUGCCUUAGGUUUAUGAUUGGGUGGAUGUAUUUCAAGUGAUCUUUAAUAAGAAAAAAAUUCUAGCAGUAUAAAGUAGUUUAGAGUAUUUUAUUAUAGUAACCUUUCUUUCACAUUAGUACACAAAGAUUCUAAACGUUUAUAUAGAUCUUGAUCAGAGAAGCUGAAAUGGACUGGCUGUAUGCAAACAUGCUAUAUGUUAGUUAAUACUUGAACAGAGGCAUUGCUGAUUGUACUCACAUGUUAUUUCACCAGUGUUCUACUGGUCGGUUAUGACCAUGUCGUUUAAUUUAUGAUUUGUAUACAGUGCUUUUCUACCAAGUCUACCCUAAAAGCUGCUAAAAAGCCAAAGAAUGCUUGGGUUUUGGUCAGAGAGGCAUGAUUAAGCAAUAAGAUUCUUGAUUCCAAUAUAUCAGAAGGGAUUUUACUUGUACAACAUUUGCGACAGGAUGUUAAAAGGGCUGACUUGCCUCUUUCCUCAGUAUCAUUACGUUCUUUACCAGAAGCACCUGGAGAAUGUACAGGACUAUCGACCCUCUGAUGUUUGUGCAUGUUUUCUUGUCUUUGCAGAGGGUCUAGUUAUCCAAAUAGGACCAAAAAUUGCUCAGGAUGUAUUGUGCCAUAGUGAAUUUGAUACUGAUUUGACACUUCAGGGAGUUCAUCUCCAAUGUCUGUAAUGUUUGGUGUAAUGCAUUCUGCUUCAUAAGACAACACAACAGUAGCCAGUUGUACUCUUGCUGAUUUCUUCAAACCUCCAUGGAGAUUUGCAGCCAGGGGAGGGAUAGACCAAUCAGGCUAGACUAUCUUAAGCGAUAAAGAAUACACCCAACUUUGUAGAGACUCGAGAUAUGACAAUAAAAAAAGCAUUCAACGCA
This is a messenger RNA of Clupea harengus (Atlantic herring), 4184 nucleotides long. It is a transcript of the gene myo19, whose product is annotated as myosin XIX. Gene Ontology annotation, biological process: actin filament organization. Gene Ontology annotation, cellular component: cytoplasm; actin cytoskeleton; membrane. The record is from RefSeq and is a predicted model, not a curated record. NCBI's taxonomy places the organism in Eukaryota, Metazoa, Chordata, Actinopteri, Clupeiformes, Clupeidae. Gene Ontology annotation, molecular function: ATP binding; microfilament motor activity; actin filament binding.